AUGGGUGCAGGACUCCUGCCCACGGCCCCUGUCUCCCCGAGCAGCACCUUCCCUUUUCCAGGCAGUGACUGGCCCAAGCCCAGCCAGGCUUCCCCAGGACGCACUGUAGGGCUGAGUCCUGACAUCUGCCUGCACCACCCCAUGUCCCGCCGGGGUAGGCCUGAGUCCAACAAGAGUCGUCGCAUCACACACAUCUCCGCCGAGCAGAAGAGACGCUUCAACAUCAAGCUGGGCUUCACCACACUGCACAGCCUGGUGAGCACGCUGAGUGCCCAGCCCAGCAUCAAGGUCAGCAAGGCCACCACCCUGCAGAAGACAGCUGAGUACAUCUGCAAGCUGCAGCAGGAGCGGGCGGCUCUGCAGGAUGAGGCACAGCGGCUGGGGGGGGAGNNNGAGGAGCUCAAUGGCUCCAUCAACCUGUGCCAGGAGCAGCUGCCAGCCACGGGGGUGCCCAUCACACGCCAGCGCUUUGACCAGAUGCGCAGCAUGUUCGACGAGUACGUCCGCUCCUCCACCCUACAGAACUGGAAGUUCUGGAUUUUCAGUGUCAUCAUGCGGCCCCUCUUCGAGUCUUUCAAUGGCAUGGUGUCCACAGCCAGCAUGGAGAGCCUCACCCAGACAUCCCUCGCCUGGCUGGACCAGCACUGCUCCCUCCCAGCGCUUCGGCCGA
Acanthisitta chloris (rifleman) is the source of this 670-nucleotide messenger RNA. Its product is annotated as carbohydrate-responsive element-binding protein-like. Gene Ontology annotation, biological process: regulation of transcription by RNA polymerase II. The record is from RefSeq and is a predicted model, not a curated record. The transcript is spliced from 7 exons. NCBI's taxonomy places the organism in Eukaryota, Metazoa, Chordata, Aves, Passeriformes, Acanthisittidae. The annotation marks the transcript as partial. Gene Ontology annotation, molecular function: protein dimerization activity; RNA polymerase II cis-regulatory region sequence-specific DNA binding; DNA-binding transcription factor activity, RNA polymerase II-specific. Gene Ontology annotation, cellular component: nucleus.